Messenger RNA from Gymnogyps californianus (California condor), 4166 nucleotides. RefSeq names its product MFSD2 lysolipid transporter B, sphingolipid (gene MFSD2B). The record is from RefSeq and is a predicted model, not a curated record. NCBI's taxonomy places the organism in Eukaryota, Metazoa, Chordata, Aves, Accipitriformes, Cathartidae. Gene Ontology annotation, biological process: carbohydrate transport. Gene Ontology annotation, molecular function: sphingolipid intramembrane carrier activity; symporter activity. Gene Ontology annotation, cellular component: membrane. The transcript has 14 exons. The coding region runs from base 122 to 1651 and encodes 509 amino acids.
UCACCGCUCCAGGGCGCUGCGUGAGGGUGGGGGAGGACGCCACCCGCUCUCCCUCUCCUUCCCUCCGCCGCCCCGCCCCGGGCAAGCAGGUGUUGGCCGGGGGUGGGCUGGCCGCUUUACCAUGGCGGGGGCUGCAAAGGACACCCCGGAGCGCCCGGCGGAGGAGGAGGAAUACAGGCUCUCGAUUUGCGGCAAAUUAUGCUAUGCAAUAGGAGGUGCCCCAAAUAAGGUGGCAGGGAGUGCUGCUGCUUUCUUCCUACAGAUCUACCUGCUAGAUAUAGCCCAUAUUACUCCGUUUCAUGCCUCUCUGGUGCUGUUCAUUGGCAAAGCCUCAGGUGCAGUUACUGAUCCUGUUGCUGGCUUUUUUAUUAGCAAAAGUAGAUGGACAAAAAUUGGCCGGCUCAUGCCUUGGAUGCUGGCAUGUACACCCUUUACAGUAGUGUCCUAUUUUUUUAUGUGGUACCUGCCUCCUUUUGUAUCGGGAAGAGUUGCAUGGUACCUGACUUUCUACUGCCUCUUCCAAGCACUGACCACAUUAUUCCAAGUACCAUAUUCUGCCCUCACCAUGUUUCUCAGCACAGACCAGAAGGAGAGAGAUUCUGCAACAGCAUACCGAAUGACCAUGGAAGUUCUUGGGACCUUGAUUGGAGCUGCACUUCAGGGGCAGAUUGUGGCCAGUGCUCAUGUCUCUCAUCACUGCAUUGUGAAUCCCCCAGUAAACACAACCGACUCCUGGCAUGACCCUCCCAGCUUUCCAGACCCCUCAGAUCCCCUGUCUCAUCAGGCAAAAGUUUAUAUGAUUGCAGCAGGGGUCAUAGGAGGUGUGUAUCUUCUUGGAAUUGUCAUUCUUUUUCUUGGAGUAAAGGAAAAAGAUGAUCCUUAUGCCUUAAAUUCAGACAGAGCAAUUCCUUUUUGUAAGGGGCUUGGACUCACCAUGAAGCACGGUCCAUAUAUGAAGCUUACAGCUUCAUUUCUUCUCAUCUCAACAGCAGUUCAGCUGGAGCAGAGCAACUUUGUCCUAUUCUGCACUCAUGCUGCUGAUCUUCGCAAUCACUUCCAGUAUUUGGUGGUGACCAUCUUGGUAUCAGCAGCUGUGAGCAUUCCCUUCUGGCAGAAGUUUCUGCAGCGAUUUGGCAAGAAGUGUGCAGCAUGUGGGAUUUCGUGGAUGAUUCCUUUUGCAGUCAUGCUAGUGACCAUUCCAAACCUGAUCCUGGCUUACUUCGUGGCCUUCGUCUCUGGUCUGAGCAUUGCAGCAUCUCUUCUGUUGCCAUGGUCAAUGCUGCCUGAUGUUGUUGAUAACUUUCGCCUUCAGAAUCCUCAUGGAAAAGGACAGGAAACCAUUUUCUAUUCUUCUUACGUUUUCUUUACCAAGAUGUCAGCAGGAAUUGGCUUAGGAAUUUCUGCAGCAAGCCUGGAGUUUACUGGAUACAAGCCAGGGAUAUGCAGACAAUCCAACGAUGUGAUCCUCACACUGAAAAUCCUCAUUGGAGCGGUCCCUGCUAUCCUCAUCCUUGUAGGUUUGUUUAUACUUCUUUUCUACCCAAUCACUGAAGAAAGUCGGAAAGAAACAAAGCUUGCACUUGAAGAGUUAAGAAGGAGCCAUCAAAGCACAGAGAACCUGGAUGACCACAAAGAGGACACCUCGGUCUGAAAGCUCUGAAUACAAUGACUUUCCAAAUACAGUCUCACAUCCCACGCACAAACUCUGUGAGAGUCUUCCGGGUCAUUUCUCUGCUCACAUUUUAUCAAAAAGGAUAAAGGAUCAUUCUGACACAGUCAGUAAUGAAAUCAAGAGAGGACACCACUGUGCAAAAUAGAUAUCUAACUCCGUGCACUGUGCUAAAAAAGACAAUACAAAUGUUCAGGAAUGUAAGCUAUUGAAGGCUUGGGGGUUUUUUGUUUGUUUUCAGUGAUUAACGGAAAGCUGUGAUCUCAUUGCAACAGGAGAUUCUAUGGACUUGUAGGUCAAGGGAAAAAAGUGCAAAUGUGAUGCACAACCCAAAUUUUAACUCAUGUGAUAUAUUUCACCCUUAGAGGCUGGGGUGGAUUUUGAACAUAAGCUCUACCUAUAAAUUGCACUCUAUUGUGUUUGGAAAACACUUGGGAAUCCUGAAGUAUACUAUCUAAAGUUAGGAUUUACUUGGUUUUGAAAUGAAGCAAAUCCGUGAUGCAGACAUGUUUUGAGGAUUUUCUCACAAGGAGUUUUUCUGAAAGAGAUUUUGAUGUAAUUUAACUUUAUAGAUUUUAUAUGCAACAGAACCUUACAUUUCCCAUUACUGGAGUUCCUUGCUUCUGACACCUGUAAACUGACCUUUGUCAGAGAAUGAGUACUUAACAUUUUCAAAAACAACAUCUCCACUCAGGAUACCCAAAAUCAGUAGUGCCUUCCAAAAAUUAGACUAUGCCAUUCAAAUUUCUGUAAAUUUUGGCCUUUAAGUAAUCAUGAUACCCAUUUCUCAGGUGGUGUAGGCUCUCUGCCUCACGAGACACCAUGACAUGGCUGUUAAUCUCAGCUUGCACACAGUCUUUUAUAAUAAUGAGGUUACACCUGACUUUUAAAUGGUGAUUUUUUUUCAGUCAGGGAUGUCAUCAUGCUUUAGAUACAUUAACUGAAACCUCAUUUCUACUGUAGAUUCACGCUGCUGAACACAUCUUGUAGAUGAAAGACACACCUAACCUCAGGCACUUUCUGGAGCACUUAGUUCAGACCUGGUCAUUCUGGGCUUCUUCUGUAGUCAGUGGAGAUCCAGAGACCUCCAGAGGCUGGCUCCAAGCUUAAGCUAAAAUGACUGGACUCUGAAGACAUAUCUAAACCUGGAGGGGAGAGUAAGGAAUCCAAGAGUUGGAGGCUUGUUCGCCUUGAAGAAAUUAGCACAACGCAAGACAAGACUCGAAUUUGCAGCCCACUGGCUUCACUGUAUGAAUAUGUGGGAGGGUGCCUUUAUUUUGUACUAGCAGUGCCUUUGGAGGACUGGCUUGCCGCUGCCUGGGAGCACUUGCAAUAGGUGUCACUGGAGGCAGUGACCACAAGUAAUUUGCUCCAGGCCAUCUGGGAAGUGACUCACAGUGCUGGGACUGGAAACUGGGAGAGCUUUUACUGAAAGACACUGUGAAGUAAAAUCAGUGCAUCCACUGAGUGUCUCAUUAAGUUUAAUACUGAAACCUUUUCAGGCAAGUUUGAAGUCUAAGGCCUAAGGAGCUGUCCUAAUGCAGUAAAACGCUUAAUCAUGAGUGAGCUUUCAAGGAUAUAUUUUGAGUGUGCGUGGGUAAGAGGUGACUAUGUUUAAGACUUCCGUUGAAUUGACAUCUAAGGCUGUGGGGUUUUUUGUUUUGGUUCUUGGACAAAUCAGGAUUUGUAUGCCUGGGGCAUAUGUGUUUACAAUAAUAAAAACCAUAAGCCUGUUUACAAUUUUGAGUCUGAGGGAAUUUGAAAUAGCAGAUUUACUGCACUUUGAAGUAGGUAAGAUAUGUAGUAAUAUCAUAUAGCUCCAAAACAUCAUAGAAAACAGUUUUGGAGGUAUGAUUUAUUCUGUAAUAUUUGUGUAUUUCUGAAUAGUCUUACUUAAAAACAACCAGAAGUCCCAGUAAGGGCUGUUAAUGUUUUUUAAUGGGUCAUGUUUUCAGCUGCUGUAAAUCUGUAGCUACAAGGCAGUGGAUCCGUGUCAGUUUACAUAAGCUGAAUACUUAGCCCAGUGAUAAAAGGGUUGCAGAAACUGCUGGCUGUGGUUGAUUGGAGUAAUUUGAAUGUGGCUUAAGAUAUUAUUUCUAGAUCAGUUGUGCAGUUGCCUCUAAAUUGCACAACACCCAAUCCGAAUUCAGUCUCUUGCAAGGUAAACUUAGUUGAGCGUAAACAGUUUUCUGCUUCUCCAGAGACAAUGUGAUAUUUAUCUAACAGAGACGUACUCAGUCCUCACUUUGCAUAUGGUAGCAAUAAUGGGAACUGCCAAAAUAAAAUAGAAAGCUUCUGUAGAUGAAAUUAGCACAGUAUUUUUAUAUUUUUAAAAUCUCGUUAUUUUAUUUGAUUAUCAGAGUUGUACUUUUGUUAAGAAAAUGAAUGUAUUUUUGUAAGUAAAAAGAAUGGAAGAGUAAGUGCCGGGUAAGAUUUUUUUUGUAAUUUUCCUUUUUUAGGGCUCAGUGUUGGUGCUAUAAAAUGAAUGAACUUUGUA